Molecule: messenger RNA, 4688 nt
Organism: Polistes canadensis
Lineage: Eukaryota; Metazoa; Arthropoda; Insecta; Hymenoptera; Vespidae
Product: putative sodium-dependent multivitamin transporter
Exons: 8
Coding region: 446-2251 (601 amino acids)
Biological process (GO): sodium ion transport; transmembrane transport
Cellular component (GO): membrane
Molecular function (GO): symporter activity
Source: RefSeq, a predicted model, not a curated record
GAAGGCUACAUCAAGAAAAAAUUGCUACAACAUUUUCUCUCGUUAUUCACUGUUGAAAUAACGACGAAUAAAGAAAUUACCGAUUUCGAAUAAAGAUUUAUUCGGUGUGAACAUGGCUUUAUAUCGAUAAUAGAGGAAGAGCAGCGCGCAUCUGCGAACGGCAUUACGCAAAUACAUGAAUAAAAUCCGCACUCUAUAAAUGCGUUAAAAGCUGAACACGUGCGUUAGUACGCGCCUAACUCUAUCUCUGAAUGUGCGAGUUUAGUUUUAUCGUAUGAAGACUCGUGUUAUUUUUCCUAUUUGAACGUAAUUAUAUUGUGUGCGACGUUAUUAACGAAUAAACGAAUAAUUUCGUUAUUUUUUGCGUAUUUUCUUUCUUAUGUGAUAACAAGUUUGACUCACGUUAUAUGUGGUAUUUAUAAUAAAUUUAUACUAGAUAUUAAGUAUGGUAGAAACAUCAACAUUAGGAUGGAUCGAUUAUGCAGUUAUAUUUCUCAUGCUUUGCAUAAGUAUCGGUAUAGGUAUUUAUUAUAGAUUCAGUGGUGGCCGGCAAAAAACUGUAGAGGAGUAUUUUAAUGCAAGCCAAUCGAUGAGCAUUAUUCCUGUUUCAAUCGCUCUAGUGGUUUCAUUCAUGUCGGCUAUCACUUUGCUCGGCGUAUCGGCUGAAAAUUAUUACUAUGGAACACAAUUUGUAAUUAUAAAUUUAUCAUACGUAAUAGGUACACCUAUAGUUUGCUAUGGAUUUUUACCAGUAUUCUUUAAGCUUCAAGCAACAAGCGCUUAUGAGUACUUGGAGAAGCGCUUUGGGAUUAAAACUAGAAUGAUGGCUAGUUUUGUGUACUGGGUACAGCUGCUUUUAUAUUCCGGAGUUGUACUUUAUGCGCCUUCCUUAGCUUUGGAAGCGACUACAGGAAUUUCUAAAACUGGAAGUAUAAUUAUAAUUGGAUUAGCUUGCAGUUUUUAUUCCAGUAUAGGAGGCAUUAAGGCUGUCUUAAUAACAGAUGUAUUUCAGAGCUUACUUAUGUUUGCUUCUGUAAUUAUUAUUAUUAUUAUAGCCUCUUACGAAAUAGGAAGCUUAGGGAAAAUUUGGGAUAUUGCGGUGAUUGGACAGCGGAUAGAAUUUGACAACAUUUCUAUAUAUCCAACGGAACGACAUACUUGGUGGUCUCUCAUUUUUGGCGGUUUGGUUACAUUUUUGUCCUUGUACGGAGUAAAUCAAGUUCAAGUACAACGUAUGCUAACCGUUAAGAGCUUAAAAUCAGCCCAACUAUCGCUGUGGCUGUCUCUGCCUAUUUUAAUAUUUCUUUCUGUGUCAACAUGUUUUUCUGGACUAUCCAUGUACAGUAAAUAUUUUGCGUGCGAUCCUUUAACAGAGGGGAGAAUCUCUACUAUGGAUAUGUUAAUGCCACUAUAUGUAAUGGAUACUAUGUAUUAUUUACCUGGAUUGCCAGGUCUUUUCAUAGCAGGUAUUUUCAGUGCUGGCCUUAGUACAAUUUCUGCAGCUCUAAAUUCUUUGGCAGCUGUUACGUUAGAAGAUUAUGUCAAACCUGUAUAUAAUCGUUGUACUCGUAAAGAAUUAAGUCCUACAAGUGCAGCCACUGUUGGAAAAAUUAUUGCAUUCGCGUAUGGAUUAAUCUCUAUCGCUUUGGCUUUUCUUGCUGAACUUUUAGGAGGCGUUUUGCAAGCAGGAUUGACAAUAUUUGGCAUUGUUGGAGGCCCACUCUUGGGAAUUUUUACAUUAGGAAUGACUACUGAAUCCGCUAUAGAAUCGGGAGCUAUAACAGGAACAAUACUAUCCCUUGUCUUUCUCUUAUGGAUUGCUUAUGGACAACCUAGACCCAUUCCUACUAAAUUACCAUUAUUUACGAAUGGCUGUGAUGUAAAUUCAACAAACAAUAUAACAUUAAGUGCGUUUAGAAGUUCGAUGGAAUUAUCUUCUCCAAAAAUUGACGAUAAUCACUAUUUUUAUUUAUAUCGUAUAUCAUAUAUGUGGUAUGCACCACUUGGGUUCCUUAUUACUUUUAUCGUCGGUUUAUUAGUUAGUAAUAUAAUUCGAUGCAUAUCUAGGCAAACUCAGAAAGAGUUAGAUCCUAAUUUGCUUUUUCCAAUAAUCGGGAAACGCUUAAGCAAUAAACGAUCUCUUCAUUUCGAACGCAGCGAGUUGGCAGAUUCGAAUAAGAAAUUACAAGGAAAAUAUAUAUUUAAUGCUGAAUCGGUUGAUGAAGGGGAACUAAUUAGUACAAGUAUUUAAAACUAUUAAGUUUUAUAUACUUUAUAUAGGGUCACAUAUCGCGAGAUAUAAUAUCAGAUAUGUCACGUCUAGAGAUACUGGAAUUAAAACAUACAACAUUAAUAUUCUCAGGGUUAUUUAGAAACGAGUUAGUAUUCCUUUAUUACGAUUAUGAUCCUUAAAUAUGGUUUUAUUCUCUCAUUUCUUAAUGACACAGCUGACUAUAUCUCGAAGUUUUUAUUUUAUAGCGUCUUUGCAUUUUUUCGCCUUUUAAUGGCAUUUAGAACAAUUUAAUUCGUAUAGUAUUAGCUCGAAUAUAUUUCAUUAAAUCUAUAUACUUGUCUUCCAUUAAUCGUCAUUACACUGCCAAUUUACUUAAAUUUAUACAUCAUUUUAUUGUAGUUUUUUUUUUUGAUUAAAAAUAAGACCAGUAUGCAAAAACAGUAUAUAUAUAGGCAUGCUAUGUAAGCGAUUUUUUAUCGCGAAGCCUAUCAAAAUUUGAGUCCAAUAUGCGCGCCAAAUAAGUAUGAAAAUAUUUCACAUAUACUUUUUAUUUAUACAAUUGAAUAUAAUAUAAUGUGUAAUAUUGUAUCAUCUAAUGUGAGACUAUUACUAUAACAGUUAUAUUUUUGACAAAAUCUAAUCGAAUGUGAAAAUUGUAUGAGAGAACGUUGAUUUUAAAAUGAAAUCAAUUUUACGUGAUCAAAACUUGCAUAAUUGUUAUACUAUUAAUCCUAUCCUUAAAAAGAAGAUGCUUUUUUCUAGAUAAAAUUGGACAAGAGAAAAUAUGUUAGUCCUAAAAUGUUGUCAAGAAUGAUGGGUGGUGCCGAUCCGAUUCAUCGCCUUGUCACUGGAUCGAACCACCGCCGGUCGGUUGAAACCAGUUUCAAUUUAUACAAGCUGCCGCAGUCCGAUCGGGCCAGAGCCCUUUUUAAUUAUUUUUCCACUGGAAGACAAUGGUCAAGAAUGACAGCGACACUCGGACAUAUUUUCCAUUCGUAGGACGGACCAUAUUCGUUAGCUGAGCAAGCAAUUAAUUAAUUAAGACGUUACCGCAUCCGAGUCGCAUAUUUCUUCGUCUUCGUCUGAGUCUUUUAUCUUAGUCGUCGAGGUGAUUUUACCUUAAUGCCUGUAUCUUCUUUUCUUAUCUUCUCUGGCCCUUCCCUCCUGGCUAUGACAAUUUCGAUUCGUCAAUCGAAAAUUUAUCUUCAUCGUUCGCGCUUAAUUUCAUUACGACGACAAGACGACGUUAACAUUGAAAAGAAAUCUUGCCUCUCUCUCUUUUUCUCUCUCUCUCUCUCUCUCUUUAUCUAUCUGACAGGAUCCUUCACUCUGUUUGUUGUGCUUUUAGACGAUCGUCGUUAGUCCUGUUUGCUCUCGCAAUCUUACUCCUCUAUCUAUUGAUCAUUGCCGAGAAUGUAAAUAUAUUUUCUCGAGCGAGAAAAAUAUUUUUUUUCAACGUCUUUUGAAAUAUCGAAUAGAUAUAUUCUAUAAGAGUUUUUCGCGAAUGCGUUUAUUUUUGCGAGUCGUCAACGUACAAGAGUUCCAUAGUAGAUAUUCUUACUCUUUUCGAAAAAGGGGUGAGUUCGUUUGGUCCUUCCUAAAUCGAUUCGAUACAAAAAUCAAUGUGAAAUUAAAUUUGAAAGCUCGACGUUUAUCGUAAUCGCUUAAUUUGUUACUCGAUUACUCUUCGCUUCGUUCGGAUUUUUAUCAGUUACAUCGCGCUUCUCUAUUGAACUUUAGAGCAUCUAAGUUGAUAUCAGCCUCUACACGAAAAAGAACAAAAGUUAUAAAUUGAAUUGUUGCUCGGCGCAACGAAUGUGCAAAAUGUGCAACCCUGACGCAACCCUUUGCGAGUGUUCCUUUUAAAUGUUGAAAUUUGAAAAGCACGUUUGCCUUUCUUCGAAGACGACAAAUGCCUCCUCUUAUACGAUUGUUCCCGAGAUUUAGGAUAGGUCUGUUUACGCAAACGCUGUUUACCUGUAUCAACAUAUCGCCACGAAGACGAUCCGACGAUGUUGGGUACGUAGCGCGUUAAAAUCUAAAUGAUAUGACGCAAACACGUGCAUCGAAUUACGCAUUGAAUUACGCGUCGUCUAUGUAUGCACCACUCCCUCUCUCUGUAUACGUCUUUUAGUUUAUAUCAUUAACCGAUUAUUACGCGAGCCUUAUGUGACGGACGAGUAUUAUCCAACGAAUCGAACAAUUUAACGAAUUCGGUGUCAGGAUUUUCAUUGGAAAUAUGAAAAUAAAGUAAAAAGUAAGUGGUAUUAGAUUGCGUCAUUAGGGUCGCUAUCGCUUCUAUUUCUUUCCUAUGUCCGAUCGACACGAGACACAGAGAGGGAAGCGCGUAACCAAGUGGGAAGAGAGUUAAACUUAUUGUUAGCUACGUUUACUAUUCUGAAAAUCGUCAAAUCCGGCUUCUUUCAUCGCUACUUGUCACGGAAGAGUCGUAAUA